Messenger RNA from Xiphias gladius (swordfish), 1197 nucleotides. It is a transcript of the gene reep1, whose product is annotated as receptor accessory protein 1. Gene Ontology annotation, cellular component: endoplasmic reticulum membrane; endoplasmic reticulum tubular network; cytoplasmic microtubule. Bases 57 to 971 code for a protein of 304 amino acids. The record is from RefSeq and is a predicted model, not a curated record. The transcript is spliced from 8 exons. Gene Ontology annotation, molecular function: microtubule binding. Gene Ontology annotation, biological process: endoplasmic reticulum tubular network organization. Lineage: Eukaryota; Metazoa; Chordata; Actinopteri; Istiophoriformes; Xiphiidae.
UCAUCUGGAGGAAACUCCUCCCAGCAGACAGCGCGUCCUGUCGCCUCUCCAGCGCAAUGGUCUCCUGGAUCAUCUCUCGGCUUGUGGUACUCGUGUUUGGUACACUAUAUCCUGCAUACUCAUCUUAUAAAGCUGUGAAAUCAAAAGAUGUGAGAGAAUAUGUGAAAUGGAUGAUGUACUGGAUAAUAUUUGCCCUAUUUACGACUGUGGAAGUAUUCACAGAUAUGUUUCUUUGUUGGAUUCCUUUCUACUAUGAAUUGAAGAUAGCCUUUGUGGUGUGGCUGUUGUCCCCUUACACUAAAGGCUCUAGUGUGCUAUACAGGAAGUUUGUUCAUCCCACACUUUCUUCAAAAGAAAAGGACAUUGAUGAGUACAUCUGCCAAGCCAAGGACAAAAGCUAUGACACACUGGUGCAUUUUGGGAGAAAAGGGCUGAAUGUUGCAGCCACAGCUGCAGUCAUGGCUGCAACAAAGAGCCAAGGAGUCCUGUCAGACAGACUGAGGAGUUUCAGCAUGCAGGAUCUGUCUUCCUACCAGUGUGACGACGUUAACACCGGCCCUGGCACUACGCAGCCUGCAGCAGCACAGCAUCGGACCAGACCCAUGAUGCGUAGCAAGUCAGACGGCUACAACAAGGGACAGGACUUUGACAUGACUGAGUUUGAGGUUUUGGGGUUGGACCAAUGGGACUCCAAGGACUCGCUAUCCCAGACAAUUUCACCUUCUGAGUCUGAGUCCACGCCCAUUACACCCUCACUGACAUCCCAGUCCACCCCACCCUCCACUCCCUCUCCACCUUCCACUCCUCCAGUUCCGGAGCAGCCUGAGGAGGUGGGGAAAGGGGUGCAGACAGCGUCGAGCUCCCCACAGCUCAAGCUGAUUAAGAGGAAGGCUCCUGAGCCUCCUCUUAGAGCCGUAAGGCCUCUCACAAGAUCCAGGAGUGCUCUUUCUUCAAACAAUGAAGCCAUGUGAAACUGUCCUCAAGACUACUCCAGCUGCCUUUGCUGCAAGAAGUAAAAAUUCAGAAUGGCCAAAAGCUACAUGACUGAAGCAGCCUUGCUUUGGAAUAAGGUAUUACCAAAGUGACCUAUGAAGACCCCUCUACAUAUAUAGUUUAUGGCUCAUGGCUCAUGAUUAAAUAAAUGAGGUUUGUGACACUGAGUUAGGAAAAUGAAUGAAUGGGCUCCGCGCCGAUAGA